CUGUACAAAAUUUAUCAUAAAAAUUAGUAAGUGCGUCUGCGCUUUGCAUUUUUUUUCUAGGGAAUAUGGGUUUUUAAGUCAAUAAAUCUGGUAGUGGUACACCUACACAUAUAAAUAACAAAAAUAACAUAACCUCUUCUAGUAUUUACUUUUUUGAUUUUUCAUUAUUUCAUAUUAUUAUCUAUUGUGCUACUACUGGUAAUUGUAAUGAACCGAAAUCUAAUCGCUAGCUCGGCACUUGCCGCAAGUGUCAUUGUCAUUAUGUCUUGUCUUCUAACAAAAAGGCGUAAUAAACGUACUCGAAUUUGGAGCAGGAACUGGCUGCAAAGGCGAAACGAGGGUCGUGAUGUUUUAAACAUGCUAAAUACAGAACUUUUACCCGAGGAUCCAAAUGCAUAUACAAACUUUCUGAGAUUAACUAACGAUCAGUUCGAAUAUUUGCUGUCGUUGAUAUCAAAUGAAAUAUGCAAACAAGAUACACUAAUGCGAGAAUGCAUCCCUUCCAGAAGCAAAUUAGAAGUUACCUUGCGAUUCCUAGCAACAGGCGAGACAUACCGAUCCCUUAUGUACACCACUAGGAUACAUGAAACUACGAUAAGCCGCUUUAUACCUGAAGUGUGCCAAGCCAUAGUCUUGAAAUUAAAACCAAUCUAUUUAAAAGCACCAAGAACAGCAGAAGAAUGGAAAAAAAUUUCUCAAGAUUUUGAUCAAUUAUGGCAAUUUCCUCAUUGCGUGGGAGCUCUUGAUGGUCGCCACAUCACUUUUAGGGCACCCAUAUCUGCUGGCUCGUAUUAUUACAACUACAAAGGUGCAAAUAGCAUUGUGUUAGCAUUAGCCGCUGCCAACUACAAGUUCAUUUACGCAAAUAUAGGUGUCAAUGGACGAAUUAGUGAUGGGGGUGUUUUUCAGAAUAGUAGCUUGUCAAGGGCACUACAAGACAAUUCUUUGAGUCUACCAGCCCCAGAGAUCGUGGACUCGGCAAUGAUAGCAGAAUUUUUAAUUAUCGGUUAUCCCGUGCUCGGAGAAUAA
Photinus pyralis (common eastern firefly) is the source of this 1029-nucleotide messenger RNA. RefSeq lists its product as uncharacterized. The transcript is spliced from 4 exons. The record is from RefSeq and is a predicted model, not a curated record. The coding region runs from base 208 to 1029 and encodes 273 amino acids. Lineage: Eukaryota; Metazoa; Arthropoda; Insecta; Coleoptera; Lampyridae.